UUUUCGAGCUCUUGUAUGAGAAAAAGAUGGAUAUGGCUGGAAAGGAUAGUAAUAUUGAGCCACGGAAGGGGAAUGACGAACUUGUAAACUAUCAUGGACCGAAUAUGACUUCAGACUGGCAAGUUAAUGGAAAUCACCUAACGAAUUCGACCAUUGAAAUGAUUUCAAUGGGCAGCUCAAUUGGGGAGUCCUCUGCUCGUCCCUCUGCCCAUUUUUGCCCUCCAGCUUGGGACCAGCCUAUCAAUGGACGAAGUUUAGGCUACUCUGAUGUGAAUGUCCGAAACGAUGCUAGUACUUCAAGUAGCCAUGGCCCUGUUAGAGCUGACAUGGGUUGGACAUCAAAUUCAAUGUUGAGAGGGGGUAUGUUUCUACCAACUGUCCCUGGGUUGCUUCCUCAGAACUUACCUCACUUUCCAGCUGAUUUGGCUUUCAUUGAAAGAGCAGCAAGGUUUUCAUGCUUCAGUGGAGGGAAUUUUGGUGGAGUGAUGAAUCCUUUUGGUGCGCCUGGCCCGAUAAAUCCUUAUUCACGGGGCUUGGGACCGAUGCAAGGGCCGGAUGAGAUUUUUGGAGGAAAUGGAUUGAGACCGCUGCCUGGAAUGCAGAGCCAAGGACAUGAAACGGACGUGACUGAAGUUAGCAAAGAGGCUUCACUACCUGGGAGGAAGCCUGGAAAUGAAGGGAGCCCGUCCAAGAAUGAGAAGAAAAGUGAAAGUUUAUUGCACUCUCAUGAUGAAGCAAAACAUGGAGUUGGUGUGUCAGGUAAUGAGUCAGAUGAGGCGGAAUUUAGUGGCCGUGGUGGCCAAGAGGAGUUGAAUGGGCCAGCUGUGGAGUCUUCUGGUAAAGGGCUCGGCUCUAAGAGGAGGAAGAGAGUCGGACAGGAUACUGAACAUGAUGAAAAUAAUGAAGCCCCACGGCCAUCUAUUGAUAUGGCGAAAGGAAUGGCGGAAACUAAAGAAAAGGGUGAUCGAAACCCAACUUCAAUCAGUAAGCCUGGUGGCAAGCAUGGUAAGCAGAGUUCUCAAGGCUCAGAUCCACCCAAGGAAGAAUACAUACACGUUAGAGCACGAAGAGGUCAGGCGACAAACAGCCAUAGUCUUGCUGAAAGGGUGAGAAGGGAGAAGAUUAGUGAAAGGAUGAAAUUCCUUCAGGAUCUUGUGCCUGGUUGCAGCAAGGUCACUGGAAAAGCUGUUAUGCUUGAUGAAAUCAUCAAUUAUGUGCAAUCACUACAGCGGCAAGUUGAGUUCCUGUCAAUGAAGCUCGCAACAGUGAAUCCUCGGCUGGACUUCAAUAUCGAAGGAUUUCUAGCUAAAGAUAUCCUACAAUCUAGAGCUGGUAUGUCAUCUUCACUUGCUUUUCCACCCGAUAUGACUCUGCCUUUUGCACCACUUCAUCCAUCGCAGCCUGGACUGAUCCAGGCAGGUCUUCUCAGCAACUCUUCUGAAACUCUACGAAGGCCUAUAAGUCUCCAAUCCCCCGCUAUCAGUGGAGGGUUCAAAGAACCUACAUCUCAAGGACCCAAUGUAUGGGAAGAUGAACUUCACAAUGUCGUUCACAUGGGAUUCAACUCAUCUGCUCCUCUAAAUACCCAAGAUUUAAGUGGUUCUCUACCACCAGGCCAUAUGAAAGCUGAACCCUGAUUUCCUCUGUUUUCCUAUCAUCGUUCGUAGCUCCUUCCAUGCCAUCGUUGAAAGUCCAUAUUGUGGGAUAACAAAUCAAGUUAUGUACAUUCCUUGUGUCAGCCCGGACAAAGAUUCGAGUUUACCUAUUCCUUAUCCAAGAGCUUAACCCCUGCCUGGCAUUCCAACUCUUGCACAUAUUACAGUGAAGUCUGGGGGCCAAAUACGUAGCACUGGGAGCAACAACUGUUACCCUGCAAGUCCAUAGGAGUCCACCAUGCUGAUAACUUUGGUCCAGAAUCGAGCAGCAGCUGACAUAUUGAUUGAAGGAGAGGGGGAACGACAUCGGUCCAAAGUAUAAAUUUCAGUAGUAGAUGAGAGAAGAUGGAGGUUUAUGUUGCAUUCUUGAUUUAAUGUAGGGAGAUCACCUAUUAUUCUUAUUCAAUCUUAUGGCAAAUGCUUCUGAAGAACUUUGUGCAUGCAGAGAAAUGGGCAGAAGUUCUAUUAUAGAUAUUCUUGUGGUUUAUAGCCUUUGAUGCGGCUGUCAAUUUUCUCCUACUCAACUACCUCUUUCUAUUCU
Messenger RNA from Sesamum indicum (sesame), 2196 nucleotides. NCBI's taxonomy places the organism in Eukaryota, Viridiplantae, Streptophyta, Magnoliopsida, Lamiales, Pedaliaceae. The record is from RefSeq and is a predicted model, not a curated record.